CAAACAAACCAAAAAACAAAGUCAACGGCCGCGGCCAGCGAAACAGCAAUUUGGGCGGCUCGCAUGUAACGACAUCGAUUCAAGGGAGCGGCGGAAGUUGACACCCCACCUCAGUGGCCAGGUCCGAUCCGGCGAAGAGCGGCGGCGCGAUUCCCGCCGGCGGCGGGCGGGACGGAUUCAUGGAGGUGGUGAUGGGGGUAAUGUCGAGGCUCAUCCUCAAGAUUGGGGAUCUGCUCGUCGGCGAGUACAAGCUGCAGAAGGGGGUGAAGGGGGAGAUCAUGUUCCUCCAACCUGAGCUCGAGAGCAUGCAGGGCGCCCUGAAGGAGAUAACCAAGGUUCCGUCAGACCAGAUUGACAGCCAGGACAAGGCCUGGGCCAGCGAUGUGCGAGAGCUCUGCUACGACAUAGAGGACAGCAUCGACACAUUCAUGGUGCGCUGCACGGGCAUUGAGCCUGCAGGGCCGGAUGGCAUGAGGGGGUUCAUUAGCAGGAGCCUUGAUUUGCUGACAAGGCUCCGGAUGCGCCGCAAGGUUGCUACUGACAUCAGGGACAUCAAGAGGCGUGUCAUUGAGGCGGGCGAGCGGCGUGAGAGGUACAAGAUCGAUGUCGAUAAGCCUGCUGCUGUUGAUCCUCGUUUGUUGGCUCAUUACAAGAAGGCAACAGAGCUCGUUGGCAUUGAUGAGGCAAGGGAUGAGGUGAUUAACAUUCUGGUGGAAGGGGAUGGUGUGUCCAGCCAGCAUGGCAAGGUAGUUUCCAUAGUUGGAUUUGGGGGGCUGGGAAAGACGACUCUUGCUAAUGUGGUGUAUGAAAAGAUCAAGGAAAAAUUCGAUUGCUGGGCUUUUGUUAUUGUGUCUCAAAAUCCUGACAUGAGGAAAUUCUUCAAGGGGUUGCUCUAUGAACUUGGAAAGAACGUCAAUGAUGAAACAUUGGAUGAGAGGCAGCUCAUCGAUCAAACCAGAAAACUCCUUCAGACAAAGAGGUACUGCAUUGUUAUUGAUGACAUAUGGAGUGUGUCGAUUUGGGAUAUGAUUAGAUGUGCUUUGCCCGAUGAUGUUGGUGGAUACAUAAUUAUCACAACUACCCGUAUUUUAAAGGUAGCCGAACAAGUUGGUGGUGCCUACAUGAUGAAACCCCUUUGUCUUGAGAGCUCCAGAAAAUUAUUAUACAGAAGAAUAUUUGGCAAUGAAGAGAAAUACAAAUGUCUUGAUGAGCACUUAACAGAAGUAUCUGAUAGAAUUUUAAAGAAAUGUGCAGGUGUACCAUUAGCCAUCAUUACCAUAGCUAGUUUGUUGGCUAAUAGAGCUAGAGAUAAAAUGGACUGGUAUGAGGUGUGCAACUCUAUUGGUACUGGAUUGGAGUAUAGUCUAGAUGUAGAGAAUAUGAGGAAGAUUUUGGCAUAUAGCUAUUAUGAUUUGCCACCUCAUCUACGGACUUGCUUACUAUAUUUAAGUGUAUUUCCUGAGGAUUCUGCGAUUGAAAAAUUUCGGCUGAUAUGGAUGUGGAUAGCUGAAGGUUUUGUACAACAUGAAGAAAAAGGGAAAGGCCUAUAUGAACUUGGAGAAUAUUAUUUUAAUGAGCUCAUAAACAAAAGUUUGAUCCAACCAGUGUAUGACAGUUAUGAAGCCAUAAUAGUAUCCUGCCGUGUACAUGAUAUGGUCCUUGACCUUGUACAUUCCAUUUCAAGUGAAGAAAAUUUUGUUACCAUGUUAAUCAAUGAGCACAACGCAUCUCAGGAAAAAAAGGUUCGUAGAUUAUUGCUUCAGAGCAACACAGAUCAAGCUAUUCCUUGUGCUCAUAUGAACAUGCUACAAGUGAGGUCAGUUGUUGCCUUUUCACUAGCUUUUAAUCUAAUGCCAGCCCUUGGGACAUUCAAAGUUCUGCGUGUACUGGAUUUAAAAAGCUGUCAUCUUUCACAAGAUUGUGAUCUUAAGCAUCUUGGAAAUCUAUUUCACUUAAGGUACUUGGGAAUAGGAAGGACAUAUAGUGAUCAGCUCCCUGAUGAUGUAGGAAACCUACGAUAUCUACAAACAUUGGACGUAGUGGGAAGUAGUUUUUUAAGUUUGCCAUCAACAGUUGUUCAGCUAAGACAUUUGAUGUGUCUAUGCAUCGACCAGAAUACAAGAGUGCCAAACGGGAUUGGGAGCCUAACAUCCCUUGAAGACCUCUCAACCCUGUACAUUUGUGAUGACUCCAUGAAUAUUUUAGAAGAGCUAUGCCAUCUGACCAAACUCAGGGUGCUAGAAAUUUUCUUAGUCCCUGCAGGGAAUGUCACCUUGGGGAAAUCUCUGGUGAUGUCCCUAUGCAAGUUGCAAAAAGUCCAGAGUCUGACUAUCUGGACCACUGGUGGUGAAUGCAACUUCGAUGCAUGGGUUGCCCCUCGACAUCUCCGUAGAUUGCAACUACAAUACUGCUGGUUCUCAAGGCUUCCAGAUUGGGUGAAUUCAUCACUUCAGGACCUCUCCUCCCUAUGGAUCUCUGUGAGGGAGCUACAUCAGGAUGAUCUUGAAAUUCUUGGAAGGUUGCCAGCCCUCCGUUAUUUGUAUCUGAUGGUGGACCAUGAGAAUCUCAAAAUCCCUCGGAGAUUCGUCAUUGGUACUAGUUCAUUCCCAUGCCUUGUAGGAUGCAGGUUGUUGGGAUUUUUAGGUGCAGUGGUGUUUCAACAAGGAGCUAUGAUGAGGCUUGAAAUCCUUGCAUUCACAUUCCAUGCAGGGGAGGUGAGAGAAAUUACGAGCAGCGAUGGUAGAUUGAACUUGGGCUUGGAGAACCUUCUGUCACUCCAGGAGGUCCUGGUUUACUUCCGAUCAAGAGGUGCCAGUGUGAUGGAAGUGGAGGAGGCCAAGGCUGCACUAAGCCAUGCGAUUGAGAUUCAUCCCAGUCAUCCCAAGCAUGACAUAUGGGGAUGAAGGUUAGCUAGCCGGCUAGCUGUGGUUGUUAUUUUUUUUCUUUCCUCCAUUUUGUCCGCUGAUCUAAUCUUAAUUUUCCUCUGUUUUUUUCUCACAUUCAUAUUGAUGUUGGUCCGCGCAACAGAUAUUCAUCCUACAGAUAGAUGAAUCAUACAUGCCCGCAUACUUAACACAUGUAUUUUGCCCAAAAAAAUCUAUCUGAUUCUGCAUACCAGUACAUUUUGUCAGUAGUGGCGAUCUUGUUUUAUUUACUCAUUUGACCGAGGACAUGAUGCUGAUGCAUGUCCUCUUUUGCUUUUCCAUCCACCCUAGGUAGGCAAAUGUGUUUUUUAGUCAUGUCUCUAUUUUUAAAGGGUAAUUGUUUUGGGUGAACCUAUUGCAACUUGUACCAUUUCGCCCAUGGUUGCAAUGCUCAAGAAUUGGGAGCAACUAUGUCCAUUUCGCCAUCUGCACCUGUACAAGUUGUCGAUCACCUGCUGGAAGCGGCGGCAUCAAGACCAGAGAGGCUCUCUCUGACUGGGAGCGGAUGGAAAGCCUGGAGGUUCAUCUCAGUGAGAAACUGAGGAUGUGGCCGGUGCUGGAUGGCUGCACUUGAACUGACCUGACCUGAGAAAUCAAGUAAUGCUAGCUAUGGCCGAUGUGCUGUCUAUCUAGAAUUAGCCGGAAUGUAAUGUGUGUGAUGUCAGCCUAUUAAUGCUAAUUGAGUUAAGAACUCAGGCUGGCCUGAGUGCCAAGCUUCUGUGAAGAGUGACAGGCACUUCCUUGUCGUAAACUGAACCAGAAUCCUUGUUUUCCUUUUUGCAAUGC
This is a messenger RNA of Setaria italica (foxtail millet), 3710 nucleotides long. RefSeq names its product putative disease resistance RPP13-like protein 3. Gene Ontology annotation, molecular function: ADP binding. Bases 180 to 2903 code for a protein of 907 amino acids. The transcript has 3 exons. The record is from RefSeq and is a predicted model, not a curated record. Gene Ontology annotation, biological process: defense response to other organism. Lineage: Eukaryota; Viridiplantae; Streptophyta; Magnoliopsida; Poales; Poaceae.